AUGCUUGACCCUAUCAACCAAGAGCCGGACGCGUUCUCAUCGCCAACAGAUCAGCCGCAUUCCUUGCUAGAUUUACCACCAGAGAUCACGGUCAAGAUCUGGAGAUAUGCUCUUGUCAUCCCAGAUGCCAUCAAGAUACACUGCCAUCCCGAUACGGAAUCGGUUCUCUUUGAAGGUGGAAAGCACGACCCAGAUGCGCAAAUACGCCUUCGUGACCAGCAAUUGAACAUACCAGUGUCUCUUCUACCGACUUGUCGGCGGGUAUACGAUGAAGCCAUAUCAUUGCUGUACGAGGAGAAUCUCUUCGAAUUCGAUGCUUUAUAUUCACGAUUCCCGCCGCUCACGCAGUCAUCCUUCGUCAUUCUCCCACGGAGUAGGAUGUUCGCAUUGGAGAGGAUCAGUAUCGGCACACCAUGGUUCGACGCCAUGACAUUAAACGGGUACACCAACCUACACACCAUCAUUUUCAGGCUCUCAGGCCAAAUCUUCCUCGCACGCGCGGAUCUCCCUGGUCGUGAUCACCCACGCACUAUCCGCCGUCCACCAACUACUAGGCCUAAAGCAGAUCGUCCGGUAUACACAAUGCCAGACGAGCCCAACGGUGAGCUCGAUGACGAUGGGCCAGACCAGUAUUACGAGACACUCCGCGAAGUCGACGAUGAUGCUGUGAUCGCAUACGCACAGCGGGAUUAUGAGUAUAGCAGUGCGUACUACAAUAACAUGGCACUCAUGUGCCGUGGCAUUUCACCGUCAGUCGAAGUCUUUUUCAGCUUUCUGUUGCAGCACUUGGAUCCUGCUUCGGUAUCGAGAUUGGAUGAAGCAGUUGGUAGGCAGGUUUUGAUCCCAGCCAGGAAGAUCCUGAAAUUCACCGACCUUGAUGCUGAAGACCGCGCUGCCAUCAGGGAGGAGAUGGCUGAGCAUAGAAAUCUUUGGGGUGGGUUGUCAACUCUGGUUGUUCCAUGA
Exophiala bonariae is the source of this 963-nucleotide messenger RNA. RefSeq lists its product as uncharacterized. The transcript is spliced from 3 exons. Lineage: Eukaryota; Fungi; Ascomycota; Eurotiomycetes; Chaetothyriales; Herpotrichiellaceae. Bases 1 to 963 code for a protein of 320 amino acids. The record is from RefSeq and is a predicted model, not a curated record.